UUCCUGGAAAAGCAAGAAGCGGUGCAAAGCUGAGAACAAUGUGGGAAGAAGAAGCAAAGGGUAUAAGAAAGGAUGAAGAAGAAGCACUGUUGGAUCUUGUUGAACAACGUACUAAGGAAGUUGAAAACCUUCGAAGAAGACUCUCUUAUUACACUUCUCAGGUUUAUCUUUUUUGGGACCCAAACAAAGCUUUUAUUAAUGUCCUUUUCAACUUUAAUAAUGGAUGAAAGUUAAAGCUUUAAAGUUUCCUACUUGGCUUACUAUGGGGACCACUUUGUCCUAUCUACUUUGAUUUUUUUCCCCCCGUUUUUUUGUUUGAAUGAUGAACUUUACUGUUUUGUCUGUGGAUAUAUUUAAGGUUUUUUUUUUUUUUUUUUUCUGCCCCAUUUUGCAAUUCUUGAGAACUCGGUGGUAAAGUCUUAGUUUUAAUGGAAUGGAACCUUCAACCACUCUUAGGCUGGAUUCUUGAUAGAUUAUUUAUAUAUGUCGAAUGAAUUUUUUAAUAAAAAGAUAGGGUUUGAGCCAAAGCUAGUGUGUUUUGCCGAACAACAACAACAACAUACCUAGUGUAGUCCCACAAGUGGGGUUUCCACAAGUGGAGUUUGGGGAGGACAGGAUGUACGUAGGUCUUACCUCUACUUUUGUUUUGUCGAAAGAGUAGCUAAAAUUGUGCUUCCACCCCUGCAACCAGUGAGGUUAUGUAUGUACAUGUACAAAAGGUGUCUGCCCUACUAUACCAUUCUUGAUAAGCCCUUAAUUAAAUCUUUGUCUUAAUAGAGAGGUUUCUCCACCUUCAACCAUGAGGUUGAGGGUUCAGUCAGCAAGGCUAAAAAAAUGAGAAAAAGCUACUAUUGGCCCGUAGGAGUUCUUUUGGGUUUGCUACCAUAAAAUAUUGGCCAUCUUCUUGUUUAAUGAAUGAGGUUCAAUUUUAAGAGAACUUGAAGCAGAUGCUUCAGCAAGAAUGGCACAAGUCCCUGGUAUUGGGAAUGCUGUUAAGUGGACCAUCAGGGGCUGUCAAAUGGAUGUGGAUUCAAACCAGGCAAGAAUUUACCUGAACCACUUUGAAAUAAGUAUCCUGUAUCUAUGUAAUUUGGCCCGCCCCAAGAUUCCAAGGAUGACCGAAACCUCUAUCUUGAAGGGCCGCAUGAUUUUGUUUCUUUGAAGGACACUCUUCUUUAUACACACAAUUUGAUGUAUGAAAUUGGAAGAGGAACUACUUUUUUAAGGCCAGGAUUGGGAUUAGUAAUUGUUAUUUUCUCCGAUGAGUCAGCUCUAUUCCCCCACUUGAGGGCAGAAACCUGCUUAUCUUAGGUUACGGGUAGUUCCAAGUUGGAAGGGAGGGGAGGUUCAUUUCCUGAUAAUCAAUAAGUAGCAUAGACUUGCAGUAGUGAUUCUUACCAUCAAUCUUGGAGACCUCUAUGCCAUGUCGCUAUAUCUGGAUCAACCAAAAUCAUUUCACGUAUGUUCAGGACCAGUAGGAGUAGCCUUGAUGGAGGAUAAGAUGCAGGAAGCGAGGCUGAGAUGGUUUGGGCAUGUGAUGCGGAGUGACGCAAAUGCCCCAGUGCGGAGGUGCGAGAGGCUUGCUAUGGACGGUUUCAGAAGAGGUAGAGGUAGGCCGAAGAAGUAUUGGGGAGAGGUGAUUAGACAGGACAUGGCGCAUCUCCAGCUUACCGAGGACAUGACCUUAGAUAGGAGGGUAUGGAUGACUCAAAUCAGGGUAGAAGGCUAGUAGCUUGAUCAAUCAGAAAAGAAGUUAGAGGAGACACAACAGAAACUGGCUCACCUCCGGAGCCGGGCCAAUGUGGCAACAUCCACAAGCUCUCAUGGGAAUGAUUUGAAUCCAGUGAAAGUUGAAAGAAGAUCCAUGAGUCCUAUUGUUAUAAGUGAUGAUUCUUCUGAAAACCUCUCUGAGUGUAAACCUAAACCUGACAAAGACAACAUUGUGCCACUCAGGGAAUAUUCAAAACUUGAUAAAAAAAUAGCAAGCCCUUUUCAGAAAAACAAUGAUAAUUCCAGUAAGGUAGCCUGGGCAAAACCACUACUUAUCAUUCCUGACGUGAGACCGAAGGUUUCUCAGCCUUUGAAGAUGGUAGAAACUAGUCCCGUCCCAUGUCGUUCUGAUUCUUGUGCUGAAGGUUCAGGUUUUUCUUUUCGUAACACUCGUAUUGUAAGUUCAAAAGCAGAUAAGAGCGUGAAAACCCCUCCUGACAUCGGAGCUGCUGAGAUUCAACCUAAAGGAACCAAAAGGAAGUUUGAACAGAAAGAGCAUAAAGAGCUGAUUCCAUUGAUAGGUAGAUCUUCAGCUAGCAAGAUCAACUGCCAGACAUGCAGUGUCAUACCUAGUCAACACAAGCGAAAGAUGAGAACUAUUGUCUUGUGCCCUACGAAUGAUCAACUUUUUGCGAGCAGCGCACUGGAUGGGGUUGUCAAGUUGUGGCAGGUGCAGGACAGGGGGUCGAAUGCCAAUCUUCUCAGUAGCACUGAUUGCCUUUCGCGUGAGUGUAGAAAGUGGCCAGAAGACGUAGCCUGGCAUCCAGAAGGCAGCAGUCUUUUUUCUGUGUACAGCGCUGAUGGUGGAAAUUCACAAAUUUCAAUACUGAAUCUUAACAGGGGAAAAGAGAAUACGCGAGUGAAUUUCUUGGAGGAGAAGCCCCAUGUCAGAGGGAUCAUUAACAGCAUAGAGUUCAUGCCCUGGGAGGAGGAACGUUUUGUUACUGGUGGUAGUGAUCAUGCAGUUGUCUUGUGGACCGAUAAAGAUGGAGAACAUUCAUGGAAGCCUAAAGAGUUGCAUAGCCGGCAUUCUUCUGCUGUAAUGGGAGUUGCCGGUUUGCAGCAUAAGAAUGUUGUGAUGUCUGCUGGUGCCGAUAAGCGUAUAUUUGGAUUUGAUUUACCAGCUCAGAGAAUAGAUUUCAAGCAUCAAUUAGAAAGUAAAUGCAUGAGUGUUCUGCCUAAUCCACGUGACUGGAAUCUAUUUAUGGUUCAGACAGGGACCUUAGAGAAGCAGCUUCGCUUGUUUGAUUUUAGAUCGAGGCAAGCAGAGGUUCAUUUGUUUGGGUGGAAACAAGAAAGCAGUGACUCGCACUCGGCUCUUAUAAGUCAGGCUUGGUCACCUGAUGGUUUGUACAUUUCAUCUGGCUCAGUUGAUCCUGUCAUUCACAUAUUUGAUAUACGGUACAAUUCCAAGGUACCUUCCCAGUCCAUUAGACCUCAUCAUAAGCGAGUCUUCAAAGCUGUUUGGCACCAUGCUCUCCCGCUCCUCAUUUCUAUAUCUUCUGAUUCGAACAUUGGAUUGCAUAAAAUUGUUUGAGGUGCUUGAAGAGCUAUCUUCACUUUUCUUUUUAGUCUUCCUUUUUCGCGCUCAUUCCCAAAGUUGUCUCUGGGAAGCAAUAUUCAGGUAAGUAUUAAACCCAAGAAAUUCACGCGUGGGCUAUGAUACAGCAGGCGAUUUGAAAAGAAAAUUGUAUGGAGUGUCAUCUUUGUCUGUGCUUUAUUCUGUAGAUUCAAUAGUUGGAAUGACAAUCUUGAGAACCAACGCUUAAA
Messenger RNA from Lycium barbarum (goji berry), 3540 nucleotides. RefSeq lists its product as uncharacterized. Bases 1865 to 3307 code for a protein of 480 amino acids. NCBI's taxonomy places the organism in Eukaryota, Viridiplantae, Streptophyta, Magnoliopsida, Solanales, Solanaceae. Gene Ontology annotation, molecular function: protein binding. The record is from RefSeq and is a predicted model, not a curated record. The transcript has 7 exons.